Molecule: messenger RNA, 2729 nt
Organism: Ziziphus jujuba (common jujube)
Lineage: Eukaryota; Viridiplantae; Streptophyta; Magnoliopsida; Rosales; Rhamnaceae
Product: hydroxyproline O-galactosyltransferase GALT6
Exons: 7
Coding region: 419-2407 (662 amino acids)
Cellular component (GO): Golgi membrane
Molecular function (GO): carbohydrate binding; galactosyltransferase activity
Source: RefSeq, a predicted model, not a curated record
UUUUAAAGCAUCAAAGUCCCAAAAGAAAUCGGUCAUCUUUCCUGGAAAAUUCCAACGUCACCGACCUGCAAAAUCCAACCCCAAGAAACGGCACCUCCAAUCUUGAUUUGUUCAUCUUCAAAUCCUCUCUUUCUCUCUCUCUCUCUCUCUCUCUCUCUAUAUAUAUAUAUAUAUAUAUAAAAUAUGUAUAUAUAUCUACGCGUUUGAGUUCCUAGUUACUGGCCCUAAUUCUCUCUCUCUCUCUCUCUAUAAUUCUGGAAGCUUUGAUCCUCUUCUUCUUCCAUUGAGAAAGAGAGUUAGGUUGAGCAACAACACCCAAGUACGAAUUCUUCAACAAUUUUCCCGUACUGGGAUUGGAUUUUUUGGCUAUUUUCGUCUUCAAAUUUUGUGGGUUUUGUUAAUUGAAGAUUGAUUGAGGAUGAUGAAGAAAGGCAAAUUGGAAAAGUGCGAUAUGUUUGUGGCUCUGAGCAAGCAAAGAUCGAUUCAGAUUCUGAUCGGUGUUGGGCUUUUGUAUCUAGUUUUGGUCACUGUGGAAAUCCCAUUUGUUUUCAGAGCUGGUUUCAGUGCCGUUUCACAGGAGUCCCUGUCUCGGCCCAACAGGCUUAACAUCGAGGAAGAGCUGGAAGAGAGAGAAGCUCCGACUCGGCCCCUCGAAAGCGUCUCUAUGAAUUCGAAUGAGCCAACUCAGAGUCGGAAACCGGACCAAAUGGUCGUUUCUCGGUUGAAAUUCGACCAGAAAAUGUUCGAAUCGGACAGCAAAAGCGGUGCCACGGAGCUUUACAAGUCGGCGAAGGUUGCUUGGGAAGUUGGGAAAAAGUUCUGGAAGGAACUACAAUCUGGGAAAGUGAGAAUCAAUUCGGAAAAGGUCGAGAACCGAUCGGAGUCUUGUCUGCAUUCGGUUUCGCUAACUGGGUCGGAGUUUGCUGCCGGCGGCAGAGUCAUGGUGCUUCCAUGUGGGCUUACAUUGGGCUCUCAUAUAACUCUGGUUGGGAAACCUCGUGUGGCUCAUGAAGAACACGACGCGAAGAUAUCGAUGACCAAGGAUGAUGAUGAUACGGUGUUGGUUUCUCAGUUCAAGAUCGAGUUGCAGGGGUUGAAGACUGUAGAUGGUGAAGACCCACCCAGGAUUUUGCAUUUCAAUCCGAGAUUGAAAGGGGAUUGGAGCGGUCAGCCGGUGAUUGAGCAAAACACUUGCUAUAGGAUGCAGUGGGGGUCUGCCCAAAGGUGUGAAGGGUGGAAAUCCAGGGCUGAUGAAGAAACUGUUGAUGAUCAGGUGAAGUGUGAGAAGUGGAUUCGUGAUGACAAUGGUCGCCUAGAGGAGUCCAAGGCAACAUGGUGGUUAAGCAGGUUAAUCGGCCGAACCAAAAAGGUGACAGUUGACUGGCCAUUCCCAUUUGCGGAGGAUAAACUUUUUGUUUUAACUCUUAGUGCUGGGUUCGAGGGUUAUCAUAUUAAUGUUGAUGGGAGGCAUGUCACCUCUUUUCCUUAUCGCACUGGAUUUACUCUUGAGGAUGCCACUGGUCUAUCAGUGAAUGGUGAUGUUGAUGUCCACUCAGUCUUUGCUGCCUCUUUGCCCACAUCACAUCCUAGUUAUGCUCCACAACAGCAUCUUGAUCUGUCAAGCAGAUGGGUUGCCCCCCCUCUUCCUGAUGGGGAGGUCGAGCUCUUCAUUGGUAUUCUUUCUGCAGGCAACCAUUUUUCUGAGCGGAUGGCAGUUAGGAAGUCUUGGAUGCAGCACAGGCUUAUCAGAUCGUCAAAUGUGGUAGCUCGUUUCUUUGUAGCACUGCAUGCUAGAAAGGAAGUGAACGUUGAGUUAAGGAAAGAAGCAGAAUUUUUUGGUGAUAUUGUUAUAGUACCUUACAUGGAUAACUAUGACCUCGUCGUCUUGAAAACUGUUGCAAUUUGCGAGUAUGGGGUUCGCAGAAUGUCUGCUAAGUAUAUUAUGAAGUGUGAUGAUGACACAUUUGUAAGAGUGGAUGCAGUUAUUGAUGAAGCAAAGAAAGUGCCCGAGGGUAGAAGUUUGUAUGUGGGAAACAUAAAUUACUACCAUAAGCCCCUGCGCUAUGGUAAAUGGGCAGUGACGUAUGAGGAGUGGCCUGAAGAAGAUUAUCCACCUUACGCAAAUGGACCAGGUUACAUUCUAUCAUCUGACAUUGCACAAUUCAUCGCAUCUGAGUUUGAAGCACGUAAAUUGAGGUUAUUUAAAAUGGAAGAUGUAAGUAUGGGAAUGUGGGUAGAAAAAUUCAACAGGACAAACCCAGUAGAGUAUCUCCACAGCUUGAAGUUCUGCCAGUUUGGUUGCAUAGAAGAUUAUUUGACAGCACAUUACCAGUCUCCGAGACAGAUGCUCUGCAUGUGGGAUAAAUUGCAGACGCAGGGAAGGCCACAUUGCUGUAAUAUGAGAUGAUGAUUAUGAUGUUUUCGACCACCGUGGAGAAAUCUGAGAAUGAAUAUGGAGAAAAAAGUUUUGCAGUCAUAGCAUCUUAUAAUGUAUAUUCUGUGAAGGUUGACUGAUCUUUAUCCGGGUCUGUACAAAAUUGCCUUUCAAUUUCAUUCAUUGUUUCUUGCCCUUUCCUUUUUGCCUUUUUUUUUUUUUUUUUUUCACUCCUCUUUUGAUCUUGAGGCUGGAGGAUGAUGAUAAAGGUGGCUUAGAAUGUGUAGAUAGAGUACUAAAUUUUGCAUCAGAAUCACAGCACAGAAGAUAAUGAAGUAGAAAAACAUUUUAGAUU